Lactuca virosa is the source of this 2317-nucleotide messenger RNA. The record is from the annotation of a GenBank genome assembly. NCBI's taxonomy places the organism in Eukaryota, Viridiplantae, Streptophyta, Magnoliopsida, Asterales, Asteraceae.
AGUCAGCCGACAACACCACCUUAUAUCCCCUCCACCCGAUCUCUGCCUCCAGCUUCCUUAUCGCCACCUUGCGCCACCGAAUCACCAAGGAAACACCACCUCGGUUGGGUCCCAAACCACCAGAGCAACCAGCUAUCGCUCACCCUAACGCCGGGGAAAUGAAGUCGCGAGCCCGCUGCCGCCGCCCAUUCGCCAUCAGACGUCGUGACGCCGCUGUUACGCUGAGUAUUGCUGCCGUCGCAGCUCCGCUACCGGAAACGACAUGUUCGGCUGGGUUGGCCGCCAAGAUCGACGGCAGAGUGAGCAUUGUUGCUGCGAGAGUCGGGAGCGAUCGGAAAAUGCUGGCAGGAAUCAAGAGACCACCGCCACCACCGUGAGGUGGUGGCUGCCAUCUCAAAUCCGCUAAUGUCGCCGCCAAGAGCCACCAGGUGGGUGGCUGGAAUGUCUAGUGCAACAUGAAGUGUGUGAAUGUGUGUUUGGUGUAGCUGGAAGACCGAGAACCGCCACUACCACCACUAUAAGGUGGUGGCUGCCGCCACCAGCUGCCGUGUCGGGUGGCGGUGUGCUUAGUUGUGUUGGGAUUGCUUGUUGGAUGUUUGGACAAUGGACUAAAACCCUAAUGGGCCUAUGAAACCCUAAUGGGCCCAGUGAAGCCCUAAUGGACCCAAAAGCCCAAACAUGUGACUAAUGGGUGUAAUAAACGCUAAUUGACCUAAGGAAAACCCUAAUGGGUUUAAAGACUUGUUUUUGGGCCUAUUGGAAUGGAAUUGGACUUAUCGGGACCCACAUUUGGGCUUGGACUUAUCGGGACCCACAUUUGGUCCAUUAGAACGAAAUUGUAUAUUAAGCCCAAUCACACCAUGAGCUAUUUAGAAGAGUGAUGGACUUAAUGGAUUAAGUCCUUAAUGGGUUAAGUGAGAAACACUUAACCCAAACGUCAUUUUAUGAGAAACCCUAAUUUCACUUGGUUUUAUUGUUGGGCCUUUCUAUUGUGCCUUGAUGAUUGGAUUUAUUAAUGGGCCAUCCAAGAUCAAGCAAAUGGACUAGAAUAAUUAAUGGGCUUUGAAGUAAGGACCAUAUGAGGAGUUGGGCCCAAUUUAGAAAAUUGGGCCAUAGAUGAGUCAUAGUUUGGGCCUUUAUGAUUAUGUGAUAUUGGGCCAUUAGAAUGUUGAAUGUUGGACUGCACUAAAUGGUUUGGGCCUUAUGGUAAGACCUUGUAAAGGUUUGGGCCUAAUUUAGAAAAUUAGGCCAUAUGUUGGGCUUUGACUCAUAGUUGACUGUUGGGCCUUUGGAUUGGGCCUUGGGCUUGAAUAAAGCUAAGUUAGGGGUAAAGUAUUAUUUACCCCCUCCCCCCCCCCAAGUAUGUAUUUAUGGUUAUGUGUUGGGACCCAAUUAUUAAUUGGGUGAUGUUUUAACAUUGACAGUUCGAGAAUCUGUCAUCCAGCAGCUGGGGAUUAUGUCUACGGGACUUCAGCAGUGUGAGGUGAGUUACCUUCCAGUAGAAGUGGGUCUACGGCCACAAUGCCGACCCACUAGAAGGAGUUGCUUGAUAGAUAAUUGUCUUUGUGAUAAUUAUCUGUUAUGUCGUUAUCUAUUAUGUUUGUGUGCUAGGAUGCUUUGUGAUACAUAUUAGUAGUAGUAGGGGUGAAAUAGUCCCCGGAUAGCAGUUGAGAGAUACCGCAGGGGUCGUCAGAACCCAUGUAUGCCUAGCAUUAUGUUUAUGAUAUGUUAUAUGUGAUAGUGGUAGUAAGAGGGGAAAUAGUCCCCAAGUUCGGUUGUUAGGACCGAAGGGUAGGUCGGGCACCCCAGAUAUGCCUGACAGUAUGAUUAUGAUAUACUAUUGUGUGGUAGUGGUAGGGGGUGAAAUAGUCCCCGCUGUCGGUUGAGAUAGACCGGAGGGUAGGUCGGCACCCCAGAAUGGCCUGACAUGGGUAUGUCAGCACCCCAGAAUGGCUUGACAUGGGUAGGUCAGCACCCCAGAACGGCUUGACAUGGGUAGGUCGAGCACCCCAGAAUUGCCCGGCAGCAUGUAUGUUGUGUGGUAUGUGGUAUGAUGAGGGAACUCACUAAGCUUUGUGCUUAUGGUUUUCAGUUUUGGUUUUAGGUACUUCGUUUUCAAAUGAAAGGAGCCGACUCGAUCGCAGCGCAUCACACUAUGUUUUCCGCACAUUAGAUCCUUGGGAUUACACUCUGAUAUGGUUUUAUGAUACUAUGUUUUGGAUUAUUGACACUUGGGUUUUGACAUGAGACAUUAUUAUGAAUGUUUUUGUACUGAUGGUUUUAUGUAAUAACAUAAUUAAAACGAAAUUGUGGCCUG